Hevea brasiliensis (rubber tree) is the source of this 1014-nucleotide messenger RNA. RefSeq lists its product as uncharacterized. The transcript has 3 exons. Lineage: Eukaryota; Viridiplantae; Streptophyta; Magnoliopsida; Malpighiales; Euphorbiaceae. The coding region runs from base 234 to 752 and encodes 172 amino acids. The record is from RefSeq and is a predicted model, not a curated record.
UUGAAAAAUCGAACCAAAACCAUUCCACACAGAUUUUCGAUUAUAGCUUUGAUUGCUGAACCUACCCUUUUCGUUAACAGCGAAGUAGAUUUAAUGCUGAGUAUCCAUAAAUGCAUCACCAGUAGAUCCCAGUAGAUCUCUCACUCGCUAUCUCCAAAUAGGGGGACAGUGAGACACCCAAACUCCAUAGCUCCGUAGUGACAUAGAUUGCAUUGACAGAGAAACAAGCAGAAAUGUCAAGGAGAUCAGGGGCUUGCUUGAGAUGUUGUUUGGUCAUAUUUGCAGUAAUUUCAGCUUUGGCUGUGUGUGGCCCUGCUCUUUAUUGGAGAUUUAAGAAAACCAUUCGACUCUCUGGUUCUAAAAUUUCUUGUCCUCCUUGCAUCUGUGAUUGCCCUCCUCCUUUGUCCCUUCUCAAGAUUGCUCCUGGGUUAGCCAAUCUGUCAGUCACAGAUUGUGGAAGUGAUGACCCUGAUCUCAAAAGGGAGAUGGAGAAGCAGUUUGUCGACCUUCUAACGGAGGAGUUGAAAUUGCAAGAGGCUGUUGCUGAAGAACAUAUUCAUCACAUGAACGUCACUUUUGCUGAAGCAAAGCGGGUGGCUUCCCAAUACCAAAGAGAAGCAGAAAAAUGUAAUGCUGCCACCGAAACAUGUGAAGAAGCUAGGGAGCAGGCCGAGGCAUUGCUGAUCAGGGAGAGGAAAAUUACUUCCUUAUGGGAGCAACGGGCUCGCCAACUCGGUUGGGAAGGAGAAUAAUUGUUACAUUAAGUGGUGUAUAUUUUUCCUUUCAGUCGAACCAGGGGAAUCACAGCAAGUAUUUAUAUGGGAGGCAAGCAGCUUGUUUGUGUUAUCUUGCCAAGGCAAAAUUCUCUCUCAAAUUGUGUGUGUUCUGAAGGCAAGCAAACGAUACAUGUAUUCAUGACAUGUUUUAAGUCUGUCAGCUCAAGCAGCUUCCCAUGCGUUGUAUUUUGUUUUGGUACAAUUAGUAUUGACUCUUUUAACGAGAGAGUAAUUUGAU